GAAGAAGGUGUGUAUGGGGGAGACCAAAGGGAGGCCGGAAGACUGGCUAGGAGGCAUGUUCUGGGUCCCAGCGAGGCAGGGAACUCUGACAGUGGCCUCCACAAGGCUGUUGCUGCCGCAGGGGCUCUAGCACGACCCGUGGCAAUGCCCCACUCGAUUGGGUAUAUGGCGCAGGCAGCGCCUUCUCCCACAUGCCAUCCUCCCAAGCUCCCCCACCUCAGAGCUUGAUUAAAGCCAACUAAAGAAGACCCCUACAUCAUUUCUGGCUUUCAGUGGCCUCACAGAAAAUAAACACCUUGCCAGAAGCUUCUCUCACUUAACCCGGCAUGCACCACGUGGUCAUCUCUCGGCUUCCUGGCCCCACCUGCCACCAGCCUGUCCAACUCCGCACACAGAGCCUGGUGGCUUCUUGGCAUCUGACCUUUGGCUCCAUCUCCUGGCUUCUCAUCCCAGCUCUCCCCCUCAGCCCACUGGUUCCAGGGACAGAACACGCAGCAAAGACCCUCCUGUUUGACUUGGCCCAAUGGUGCCGACACCGGUCACCGUGCCUGUGGGCGGAUCUCACCCAGGCCCAGCCUCGCUGGUGGGCAGCCCUGCUGACUGAAGACCAGCAAACGAGGCUCAGAGCUCGGGGAAGGACUGACCUCGAUGGCUUGGUGCACUGGACCCAGGGAGCACUCGAUGAGUGUUAUUGACUGGCUGACUCAGGCCCUGUCUGCCCACAAGAGCCAUUUUGAGCAGCUUUGACUGAAAUACGGAGGUAGUCCGUUCAAGGCAAAUAAGCAGUCUGGUUGAUUCUGUCCUUCCUCCCCACCCCCGUUCCCAAGGCUGCCUGCAGGCUGUGGGUUCUCUCCCUGGGGAAGGAGGCCAAGAGGUGGCAGAGCGGCCCCGCUCCUCUGACAAAUGUUGCCAGUGCUCUCUCCACCACUGGAGCUCAUCAGACGGAUCCUGAUUCUCCGAAGCGAGCUGGCUCUCAGCUUGCCAUGGCCGCCUUCCACCACACCCGCCACCUUCACUUGGCAGCGAUGAGUGGACACCUAGCUGCUCCUUGCCAGGCAGAGAGGAACACACACAACCCG
Molecule: messenger RNA, 1079 nt
Organism: Odobenus rosmarus divergens (Pacific walrus)
Lineage: Eukaryota; Metazoa; Chordata; Mammalia; Carnivora; Odobenidae
Exons: 2
Coding region: 327-695 (122 amino acids)
Source: RefSeq, a predicted model, not a curated record